GGCGGGGAGGGCUUCCCCGGCUGCUUCCGUGCCCCAGCUCCAGGAGGCUAGGUUCGGUCAGCGCGUGCCCCCUCUGACCGGGCCGGAGUGGUACGUGCCGCCGCGCCCUGAUUGGCCGCCGGAGCCCCGCAGUCGGGCUCGGCCCGCCGCGCCACCCUCAGUCUGGCUCUGGCCGCCGCGCCGCCUGGCUCUCUUCCUCUUCCUCGUUGUCCUCGGCGGGCUGUGGGGGCUCCGCGCCGCGGCCGUUAGUCAUGUCGGAUUCUGGAAGUUACGGUCAGUCUGGGGGCGAUCAGCAAAGCUAUUCCUAUGGCAAUCAAAGUAACCAAAGCUAUGGACAAGCACCACAAGGUUAUCCUGGCUAUGGGCAAACGGCUGAUUCCUCUUAUGGACAGAACUAUGGCGGCUACUCAAGUUAUGGACAGAGUCAAUCAGGUUAUUCACAGUCCUACGGUGGUUAUGAAAAUCAAAAGCAGAGCUCAUAUGGCCAAUCCUAUAAUAACCAGGGACAGCAAAACACGGACUCAUCGGGAGGCCAAGGUGGAAGAGCGCCUUCAUAUGACCAGUCAGACUAUGGUCAGCAAGAUUCAUAUGACCAACAGUCAGGCUAUGACCAACACCAAGGUUCAUAUGACGAGCAGUCAAAUUAUGAUCAGCAGCAAGACUCAUAUAAUCAAAAUCAGCAGUCCUAUCAUUCACAAAGAGAAAGUUACAGCCACCAUACACAAGAUGACCGUCGUGACAUGAGUAGGUAUGGAGAAGAUAAUAGAGGAUAUGGCGGGUCACAGGGAGGAGGUAGAGGGCGUGGGGGAUAUGACAAGGAUGGAAGAGGUCCUAUGACAGGAUCAAGUGGUGGUGACCGCGGUGGCUUCAAAAAUUUUGGUGGCCACAGGGAUUAUGGACCGAAAACAGAUGCUGACUCAGAGUCUGAUAAUUCAGACAACAACACAAUCUUUGUUCAAGGACUUGGAGAAGGGGUAUCAACUGAUCAAGUUGGGGACUUCUUUAAGCAAAUAGGAAUUAUUAAGACAAAUAAGAAGACUGGCAAACCGAUGAUAAAUCUUUAUACAGACAAGGACACAGGCAAGCCAAAAGGAGAGGCAACAGUGUCGUUUGAUGACCCUCCUUCAGCUAAAGCUGCAAUUGACUGGUUUGAUGGAAAAGAAUUCCAUGGCAACAUCAUCAAAGUGUCUUUUGCCACUAGAAGACCGGAGUUCCUGAGAGGAGGUGGAAGUGGAGGUGGGCGACGAGGUUCACGUGGAGGAUAUAGAGGACGUGGAGGCUUUCAGGGUAGAGGUGGAGACCCUAAAAGUGGUGACUGGGUUUGUCCUAAUCCGUCUUGUGGAAAUAUGAACUUUGCCCGGAGGAAUUCCUGUAAUCAGUGUAAUGAGCCCAGACCAGAGGACUCUCGUCCUUCAGGAGGAGAUUUCCGGGGGAGAGGCUAUGGAGGCGAGAGGGGCUACAGAGGCCGGGGUGGCAGAGGUGGAGACCGAGGAGGCGGUGGCUAUGGAGGAGACCGAAGUGGCGGUGGUGGCUAUGGAGGAGACCGAAGUGGAGGUGGCUAUGGAGGAGACCGAAGUGGCGGCGGUGGCUAUGGGGGUGACCGGAGUGGCGGCGGCGGCUAUGGGGGUGACCGGAGUGGUGGCUAUGGGGGUGACCGAAGUGGCGGUGGCAGUUAUGGAGGUGACCGAAGUGGUGGUGGUGGUGGCUACGGAGGUGACCGAAGUGGUGGCGGCUACGGAGGUGACCGAAGUGGCGGCUACGGAGGUGACCGAAGUGGCGGCUAUGGUGGAGACCGAGGUGGUGGCUAUGGCGGAGACCGAGGAGGUGGUUAUGGUGGCAAAAUGGGAGGCAGAAAUGACUACAGAAAUGAUCAGCGUAAUCGACCAUACUGAAGACCGUCUUGAUUGUUCCUUUGCCUCUGACAUGUUCAAUAGUGAAGUUGCCAGAGUUCUGCCUGCUGCUUUCCUUGUGGCCUCUUCUCCAGUAGUGGAAUUAAGUGACAUUUGGAUUUUUAUUUUGGUGGGAGGGAUGGGGCAGUUUUUCUUUUAGAAAUGUCCAUUGAAAUUUCCCCCUUUAAUUUCCAACCUUCUUCCCAGCCCUUGAACAGUCUGAGAAGCUGAAUACGUUGUAAAAUAUUGCCAAAAUGGAAAGUGUUUUGUAAUACUGCAAUAAAGGCUGCUUGUUUUUUUGUGGA
Molecule: messenger RNA, 2194 nt
Organism: Trichosurus vulpecula (common brushtail)
Lineage: Eukaryota; Metazoa; Chordata; Mammalia; Diprotodontia; Phalangeridae
Gene: TAF15
Product: TATA-box binding protein associated factor 15
Exons: 16
Coding region: 252-1892 (546 amino acids)
Biological process (GO): regulation of DNA-templated transcription
Cellular component (GO): nucleus
Molecular function (GO): transcription coregulator activity; RNA binding
Source: RefSeq, a predicted model, not a curated record